Sinocyclocheilus grahami is the source of this 3177-nucleotide messenger RNA. RefSeq names its product limbic system associated membrane protein (gene lsamp). The record is from RefSeq and is a predicted model, not a curated record. Lineage: Eukaryota; Metazoa; Chordata; Actinopteri; Cypriniformes; Cyprinidae. The coding region runs from base 246 to 1208 and encodes 320 amino acids. The transcript has 8 exons.
GUGAGAAUGAGAGAGGACAGCAGACCUGUACGUGUCUUUCAUCAUUAAUGAGCUUCAUUCGUGUUUUCGUUAGAUGGCAGCAAAGCAGCAGAGAAACAUCAGCAGCUCUGCAGCAUCCGCAUCCGAACACUUAAGCGCGAGCUGCUGCUGUCAUUACCGAGCCGAGCCGAGCCAGAACACACACAUAUACACACACACACUCACGCGCGGGGCGGCCAGAGCUGCAUUCAUCGGAACCAGACGACAUGAGCUGCUUUUGGAUACACUCGAUCCUCAUCCCGGGAUUCUUCGUACUCUUCGGAUUUGAAGGAUUCCCGGUGAUCAGCGUGGACAGCCAGAGAUCCACCGACAACAUCACCAUCAGGCAGGGAGACACCGCCGUGAUCCGGUGUUAUGUGGACGAUAAGGUGUCGAAGGUGGCUUGGUUGAACCGCUCGAACAUCAUCUUCGCGGGUGAGGAUAAGUGGUCUCUGGACCCGCGGGUGGAGCUGGUGACUCAGGGUCAGCUGGAGUACAGUCUGCGGAUACAGAAGGUGGAUGUGUUCGACGAGGGUCCGUAUACCUGCUCCAUCCAGACCAAACAGCAGCCCAAGACGUCACAGGUCUAUCUCAUCGUUCAAGUUCCUCCAGUCAUCUAUAAAGUUUCGGACGACAUCACUGUGAACGAGGGCAGUAACGUGACGUUGACAUAUCAUCCUAAACUACCUACUGAGGCUCUGGACGUGGGCGAGUAUCUGGAGAUCUCUGGGAUCGUUCGCUCUCAGGCCGGACGUUACGAGUGUAAAGCGAGCAAUGACGUCUCCACUCCUGAUGUCAAAUACGUCAACGUGGUGGUGAACUACCCGCCGUACAUUAAGGAGGUGCGGAGCUCCGAGACGCCGGUGGGACAGGCUGGAGUCCUGCACUGCGAGGCGUCUGCGGUUCCUCAGCCUGAGUUUGAGUGGUACAGAGACGAGCGCAGACUGUCCAGCUCUCAGAGCGUCAGUAUUCAGAUCAGUGGCUCUCGCACACUGCUGGUGGUCGCUAACGUCACAGAGGACGAUUACGGAAACUACACGUGUGUCGCCACCAACAGACUGGGAAUCCACAACGCCAGCGUGUUCCUCUACAAACCUGGCACUGGGCGGGACAUCAAUGCCUCAGGCUGCGUCUGUCAAUCAUUCUGGCUCCUCCUCCUGUCUGUUCUCUCGGCUCUUCUGAAGUGUUAAUGUUCAUCGCAGACGCUCUGAAUGCGAUCGAUCGUCUCAGACUGUUUCCAUCCAUCCAUCCACGCUCACCGUUACGCUCCGGCAGGACGACCGUCUUAUUAUCAGGAAAAAAUAUGACAUGGAGAAAAGAAAGAAGGUGCUCUUUUUAAGACAAGAAUAUUGUCGUUUAACCGGUUCAAACACUUAAUUCCAGUGACGCCCGUCUGUCUGUCGUCUGAGUGCAUGUGUGUGAUUUACCACAGAAACCCAGAGCGAAAUCAUCUAGAAAAAUGGUUCAUUUCAUUGUGUUUUCCCAUAAUACCCUGAAGCCUGUUCCUAAAUCUGCCUAAUGUAAUCUAAUGAAGGAGCGCUAGAAUCAUGUAAAGUCCUUUAGAUGUGGUUUAAAGCUAAUGACUAGCAGAAAGGACUGAAACACACAGUAUUUUCUGCUGAAUCUUCAUCAUGAAGAUUCUCCGAGAUCAGAUCACGUUUGAGACGCUCACAUCCAUCUGUGUUUGUGAUGAUUGAUCGGAGCAUCUUUAACAGAUGCAGAACAGACCCCGCCCCUAAACCACUCCCACAUGUGUAGCUCCGCCCACACACACUAAACCAUCCCACACGUGUAGCUCCGCCCACACACACUAAACCCCUUCCACAUGUGUAGCUCCACCCACACUAAACCCCGCCCACACACACUAAACCCCUUCCACAUGUGUAGCUCCGCCCACACACAUCAAACCCCUCCCACAUGUGUAGCUCCGCCCACACACACUAAACCGCUCCCACAUGUGUAGCUCUGCCCACACUAAACCCCGCCCACACACACUAAACCCCUUCCACAUGUGUAGCUCCGCCCACACACACUAAACCCCUCCCACAUGUGUAGCUCCGCCCCCACACACUAAACCCCUCCCACUCCUGGCAGAUCUGCAGGUGUUUCUUCAGGGUUCUUGUGAAAACCUGGAUCAUCUGAGAAUCUCUCUCUCGUGAAAAACUAUUCUUUUGUAGGGAAACCUGUAGAAUUCUGUGGAAUGAUUUUUACCGUGGCAAAGCGUGAGAUUCGUCCAGACUGUGAAAUCGUAUGAACUCUGAAUUGUACGACACCAAUGAAUGCUUGGCUUCGAUCCGCUGCUCAUCCCGUCGCGUCUGUCGUCUGUAAAUAUUCUUUUGAAUCGAAUGUCCUCACAUGGAGACGAAACGAAUCUUCGGUUCAGGUCUCUUCAUAAGUAGUUAGUUAUCUGCAGUGGCAUUUUGAUGCUUCCUGUAACAAACUGAAAUUAGAUACUAAACAAAGAUUUUUAAUACAAAUAUUUAAAUAUCUCGUUCUAAAACUAGAUUUACCUUUGAAGCGGCUGCACUACUAUUCUUAUUUAUAGAGACUGAUCAGUUCUGUUCGUUAGUUAUUAUAAUAGUAGUUGUACAGAAAUGAGCUGAAUCCACUGACUGCCAAACGAUUACAGAAAACGAUAUGAAAAAGCUAUUUUAGAGAUGAUUUACACUGAAUCCACACACGCGUUCGUUUUCUUUGUCGCUGAUUUUGUGAAGCGUCUGUCCCUGAUUUUCUUUUUUACCUGUUAAUUUCUUUUGAAGUUCUCAAAGAGCAGGUUGUGUGUACGCAUUCAUAUAUUAAAGACAUUUCAAAAAUAUUAUGAAUCCCUCCUGAGCUCUUCAGCCCUUUGAUUGACAGCUCUCUCAGCCAAUAGGCUUUCAGCGUGUGAGCUCUGAUGCCUUGACUGGAUGAACCCGCGUGUGGCUCGGCGGCUGGUUUUUAAGGGCUAGUCGUGUGUCUCCUGUAGUCCGCAGCAGCUCUCGCUCGUGCCCUGAACACCGUUAUUUGGGUUUGAUCCGAUCCAAAGUCAAGCGUCCUGAAGUCCGGAUCAGGACUUGUGUGUUUUCUUUCUGAAUGCAGCUUCACUGCAGUGUGUGUGUUUAACAGUUACACUCAAUGAGGAUCAGCUGACUUUAAUUUCACCGUGUGUAUGUGUGAGUG